Molecule: messenger RNA, 1978 nt
Organism: Scleropages formosus (Asian bonytongue)
Lineage: Eukaryota; Metazoa; Chordata; Actinopteri; Osteoglossiformes; Osteoglossidae
Product: cyclin-dependent kinase inhibitor 1B-like
Exons: 3
Coding region: 294-932 (212 amino acids)
Biological process (GO): negative regulation of cyclin-dependent protein serine/threonine kinase activity; negative regulation of cell population proliferation; negative regulation of mitotic cell cycle
Cellular component (GO): cytoplasm; nucleus
Molecular function (GO): cyclin-dependent protein serine/threonine kinase inhibitor activity; protein-folding chaperone binding
Source: RefSeq, a predicted model, not a curated record
CCUACCGAUCGCCAUAUUGGGUGCAGAACGGGCUUGUCUUUUCCACGGUCCUCGUACUACGGCGCCGCGCGGAUAGGAGUGGCUCCUGCGGCCGCUGCGCUUUGUUUUGAUCGCUCGGGAGCGGUUUCCCUCGGCUUUCCUCGGGCUCUGCGUUACGCAUGGCACGCGCGCGUCGGCGCUGACUGCGCGCUCUUGGGUCUCCCGUUCAUUGCGUCGAAAACCGAGGAAGCUGCGCGUCACGGCGCGUGUGUUUUUGUGCGAAAUAACUCGAAUUCGUCUCGCGCGCGCCGAAAAUGUCAGACGUCCGUCUUUCGAAUGGCAGCCCGACCCUGGAAAGGAUGGAGGUGCGGCCGGCCGAGCAGCCCAAGCCCUCCGCCUGCAGGAACCUCUUCGGGCUGCUCGAUCACGAAGAGUUAAACCGGGAUUUAAAGGGACGCCUGCGGGAGAUGGAGGAGGCGGCGUCCGCAAAGUGGAGCUUCGACUUCGUGAAGCACAGGCCGAUCCCGAACGGGCCCUUCGAGUGGCAAGCGGUGGACAGCGACCUUUUGCCGGAUUUCUAUAAGCGACUGCAGCGUGGACCUGGGAGUAAAAGCCUGGAUGUCAAUGCGAAUCACGCGUGGGGGCAGCAGCGCGGGGAGCAGCGCGAGCGCCGCGCGGCGGGUGACCGCGUAGAGCAGAACUCGGGCUCCCUGUCGGGAGAGCAGCCCGGCCAUUCGGCGGUCUUUGUGGGUCACCAUCAGCGGGGGGAUCCGGAGGAGGUCUCCGUCACUCAUCACCAGGAGGAUGAGGAGAAGCAGAGCCCCGCUCGGAGGAAGAGGCCGGCGGACCACGAGCUGUUUUCUCAAAGUAAACGGUCACACACGGGCUGCGCAGAGCUGACACAGUGCGUGGAACACACACCCAGGAAGGGCAGCCCCAGCCCCCACACGUGAGAGCUGCACGGGACAGGACUGAAGAUGUAAUUCCUUGUUUUCAUCGAAUGCCUCAGUGUUUGGUGAAGUAAAGAGGAACUGAAGUUUAAAUGAAAAGUACAUAUCGACUUUCCCAAGGACAGGGAGGCUCUUUAAAGCACUGAACAUAAACACUAAAAGUGGCGGCACUCAGUUCAAUUUGCCUCUAAAGCAGUCAAUGUAGCAUUGUGCAAUUAGGUUUUCCUUUUUUGCUCAUUUUUUCCCCCCAUUUUUUUUACACCUGUACAUAUUUUCUUUUCAUAUGUAGCACAUUCUUUUUAUUAAGAAACAAAUUUCCUUUGUUAAAUUGUGUGAAUUUGAUUUGACUUGAAAUGUAGUUUCCUACAUAUUUCCAAAAUGCUGUCUUUUAUUUUUUUUUUUUUUUGAAGGUGGGUAAUGCAUUUUAUGGGUAAUUUUUUUUUCUCUCUCCAUCCAAGCAUUGUACAUUAAGGAUCUGUUUUAAUAAGCCACAUCUUAGUCACUAAAAUAAAAAAUUCCUUUAAAUAUUAAGCUGUUUUAAAUGCAGUAAAAGAUUGAGAUUAUUAAAAAUGAAACACAGGGUCAGAAUCAGACAGUAUUUUAAGUUUAAUCUAUAGCCACUGGCUAACCUGUGGAAGUAUACUGCAGCAAAAUGUAUAUAAAAAAAACACAAAUACAAACGUUAGUGCAGAAUAACUAUAUUUGGAGAAAUGUAUGUACGUCAUAACAUGGCACUAUAUUGAACGUGGAAUUUGUCCUUUUCAAAAAAUUACACUGCCUGUGUAUUUUUGUAAAACCUCAAAAAUGUAUUUGUGUAUAUAACUGUGUAAAGACACUGAGAAAUUAUACUAACUUAUUUAUGUCAAGCUUUUUUUUAAUUUAGGAAAAAAUGGGUUUCUUUAUGACUGUCCAAAGCUUUUUUUUAAAUGCUGGGAUGGUCCUUUUUUUAAAAAAAAAAAAAAAAAAGCAAAUCAUAUAAAGUUGCAAACUGAGCCUGACAAUAUUGUACUUGUGCAUUUUGUAAUGCGUGUUUAAAAUCAAUAAAAGAA